AUGUAUUAUUGCUCUUGUCUCAACAGCAUAAGCCAGGACCAGAAGGACACUUUCAAACAGAGCCAGGAAACAUCCACACUGUGGCUCCUCCUAUUAGGGAAACUCGGUGCAGGCAAAAGUGCCACAGGAAACACCAUUCUGGGUAAAGCCAUGUUCGAUUCCAAGUUCAGUGACCAUACGGUAACCAAACAGUGUCAGAGCAAAACUGUGUUCCUGAGAGAGAAGCAGGUCAUUGUCAUUGACACCCCAGAUCUAUUCUCCUCACAGUCCUGUGCAGAGGCCAGGCUGCUGAACCUGCAGCAGUGUUUGAAGCUCUCGGCUGAUGGUCUCCAUGUGCUGCUGCUGGUCACACCCAUUGGCCACUAUACAGAGGAGGACAGGGAGACCAUUGAGGGCAUCCAGGGUGAGUUUGGCACUAAAGCCUACAGUCACAUGAUUGUGGUCUUCACUCGGGAAGAUGAACUGGGUGAAGACUCGCUGAAGGACUACAUUGACAGCAAGAGCUCUCUCAAGGCAUUGCUUGAAAACAUUGGAGAUUGGUACUGUACUUUCAACAACAAGGCAGACAAGGAGCAGCGGGAACAGCAGGUGGCCCAGCUCCUUGAUGUGAUUGAGCAGUUGAUGGUCGGAAGCCCAGAACCAUAUUUUGUGCCCUUGAAAAUGGAAGGCAGUGGAGUCCAGGGUUGUGGGAAUAGAGCUACAUAUGAAGAAGGGGACAAUCUGUGUGGUAAGUUGAAGAGACAGCCUCAGAUUCCAGGACCACAUCAGGAUGUAGAGAUGCCGGAACUGAGGGUCCUCCUCAUGGGGAAGUGUGGUGUUGGGAAAAGUGCAGCAGGGAACAGCAUUCUGGGGAAGCGGCCCUUUAAGACUCAGUACAGUGAGCAGCAGGUCACCAAGGUCUUUUCAUCCCGCAGCAGGAUCUGGAAUGGGAAGAAAGGUCUGGUCAUUGAUUCUCCAGAGAUCUCAUUGUGGAAGCCUGAUGCAUCUGAAGUCAAGGAGCACGUCUCUCUGGGCCCCCAUGCCUUCCUGCUGGUGACACCACUGAACUCUUUGAUAAAGAGUGAUGACAAUAUGUUCAACCCUGUCAAAAAUAUUUUUGGAGAAAAAUUCACCAAGUUCCCAAUUAUUCUCUUUACCAGGAAAGAAGAUUUAGAGGAUCAGACUCUAGAUGAAUUUAUAAGUAAAAACAGCAAUCUCCAGGAGCUCGUCUUGAAAUUUGAAAAAAGAUAUACCGCUUUCAACUAUCGAGCGACUGUGGAGGAGGAGCGGAGGCAGGUGAACAAACUCCUGGGCCAAGUUGAGAGCAUGGUGCAGUGCAACGGCAACAAGCCUUGUAUUUUCAGGGAGAAAGAACUCCUAAACAUCAUACUCCUAGGAAGGAGUGGGACUGGAAAGAGUGCAACUGGAAACACGAUCUUGGGGAAACCUGCCUUCCUGUCUCAACUAGGAGCUCAGCCCAUCACCAGUAGAAGCCAGAGUGACAGGAUGACAGUGGACGGGCAGGAUAUUGUGGUUGUGGACACUCCAUCAUUCAGCCAGAUGCCUGGUAUUCAAAAGGAUCCUUCCAGGUUAAAGGAGGAGGUCAAAUACUGCUUGUCUCUCUGUGAAGAAGGAAUGAAGGUUUUUAUUCUGGUGCUUCAGCUGGGGCGGUUCACCCAAGAAGAUGAGGCAGCAGUGGAGCAACUGGAGGCCAUGUUUCAAGAAAAAAUUAUGAGAUAUAUGAUUGUGCUGUUUACACGGAAGGAAGAUCUAGGGGAUGGAGACCUUGGUGAUUAUACUAGAAACACAAAGAACAAAGCCCUUAAAAGCAUAAUUAAAAAGUGCAAGGAGCCAGUUUGUGCUUUUAAUAACAAAGAAACUGGUCAAAACUGGGAGGCCCAGGUGAAAGAGCUGUUGAAAAUAGCCAAUAGUCUCAGAAAAUACUAUGAUGAGCAUUCACACUCAUGGGUGGAUUUUGGCCAUCCAUUCAAAACAAUAGGUCAACAAAUUGCUAGGAUGUUUAAACAAUGA
Molecule: messenger RNA, 2010 nt
Organism: Mesocricetus auratus (golden hamster)
Lineage: Eukaryota; Metazoa; Chordata; Mammalia; Rodentia; Cricetidae
Product: GTPase IMAP family member 8-like
Exons: 4
Coding region: 1-2010 (669 amino acids)
Cellular component (GO): endoplasmic reticulum
Molecular function (GO): GTP binding
Source: RefSeq, a predicted model, not a curated record